AUGCAUAAAUUUCUGUUUGGAAAUAGAAGAAAGAAUAUUUCAAGUUAUAACCCUUUUGGUUCCUAGAAAAACAUGAAACCAGGCAUCAUAACUAAAAUAAAAAAUAAGAUUUAAGGUUUAUUUCAACCAACAAUCAACUCAUAAAGUUUAAUCUAACGGAUACAAUCAUUUGACGAUAAAAAUUUAGAAUAAGAACUAUCUAAUUAAUUUAAAAAUAAUCUUGUUCUUAUAGAUCGAAUUAUACCAAAUAAAGAUGAUAUUAUAAUACUAAAACGUAAGUCCAUUUGUCCCUUUGAAUAAUAUCUAAAAGAGGAAAUGGAUUCUGAUAAAAAAAUAUCUAAAGAAACAUAAACUGAUAUGAGUAGUAAACCAAAUGAUUCCUAGAUCAAAACAUCAAAUGUUAAAAAACAAAAGAAAUUUAAAAAAGAACACUCAAAAAUUUAUAAAAGUAGAAAAAUGGAAGGUAAUAUUUGUAAAUAAUAUCAUUAGAAAAUCCAAAAUAGUUAGAGUUUAAUCAGAAUAAACAAAAUUUUAAGUAAAAUCUUAAUCAAAAAUAUGAAAAAUAAUCUGAAUAUUAAUUUAAUUACUCAAAUAAGAGAUUAAAAUAAUUUGAUAGCUUUACAGAGAGUAGUAUACCAAUAAAAUAAAAAGGUGAAACUAGUGAUUAUUUAUCUCCAGUGAAAAUACUUGAGAAUCAAUCAAUUAUUUAAAAAGAUGAUAAUAAUAACUUAAAAUGUGAUUCAUUUCUAAAGGAAUUAAAAGUCUCAUCAUCAUCUGCUCAGAGUCCAUCAAAUAAUAAUCAUUUUAAGGAUGAAUUAAAUAAAAAUAACAAAUUUUCAAGCUCAACUGGAUCAAAUUCAAAAGGUGAGGGAAAUGAAACAAUAUUAAGUUUUAAGAAUGUUUAUUUUUAAUAAGAACCAUAAGAAAAUAAAAAAGACAUAGAUUAAAAUAAAAAACCUUUGAUUAUUUAAUAAAAUUAAGAAUAAGAAUUUGAAAAUAAUUAAAAAUCCAAUGAAACCUAUAUAUAAAAUUUAAAUCAAGUAAAUAAUAUUGGAUUAAAUUAGAAUUAGUUUGAUUUUUAAUAAGAGAAUAAUAUGAUAAUAAAAAAAGAAAAUAAUAAUAACCUAAAAGAUAAGGAUAUUAAAUAAGAAAAUUAACAAAUUUAAACAAUUGAUGUAAUUGAAAAAUAAAUAAAAGGGAAUAAAUAAUAAGAAGCUGAAAAUAAUGAAUAAAAUAAUAUAUAGAACUCUUCAAUAUUAGAUUCUAAUUCAAAUAAUAAAUAGUUUCAUGCAGUAAAAUAAUGUCAUAUAGAAACCAAUACAAAUAUAUAGCUUUAAAACUAAAUAUCAUAACAAUAAGACAUAAAUAAUGAAUAACAAUUAGAAAAUUAAUAAUUUUUGAAUCAAAAUUUAUUAUCUUAAAAUGAAUAAUAGGACUAUUUGUCUGAAAAAACAUCAAAAUUUUAAAAUUCUCUACCAUAACAAAAUAAUGAUAUUUAAAAAAAUAUACUAUAAACUAGCUUUUUGAAUAAUUAGAACAAAUAAACAGUAGAUAAAUCUAUAAAAGAAUAAAAUCCAUUUUUAACAUAAAGUUCUAAUAUCAGUUCUGAUCAAAUCAGUCUUUAUUUUCAAGCUUUUUCCACUUCCAAUCAAAAUAAAUAAUGCUAACCCUAAAAUUAAAAUUAACCUAUAAUAGAUUUAUUUAAAAUAUCAACAUAAUAACCUUAACAAAUAAUUAAUAAUAAACCUUAAGAUAAAUAAAAUACUUAAAAUUUAUUAUAAAAUUCUAUUAAUUUUGGGAAUGCAAAAAUACUCUAAUACUCAACUAAUAAAUAAAUGGAAAUCAUUGAAUAAGCACCAACUUAGAUUAAUUAGAUUAUUUAAGGUAAGUAAUAAGAUUUUGAGAUAGCAUAACUAAAUUAUUAAUAGUAGCCAAAUUAAUAGAAUAAUCUAUUUUAAUAGUAAUAGAAUUACCCAUAAUAAUUGAUAUAAUAGUAAAGCUUUUAAUUCUAAAAUCUUUUUUCUUAAUAGUAAUAAACAUCGAAUUAAAUUUCAAGUUUGAACUUAUUCUAAACUAAUACUUAUUAAUAAUAACAAAAUGAUAUAAACAAUAAACCUUUAUUCCUAAAGAAUGAUGUCUUAUCUCUUUUUUAGGAUACUAAAAAAUCUGAUAGAGGUUAUUAUUUUAUUUAUACAUUUUAGAUAUAUUUUAGACUCCAUAAUAUCAGCAAACAAGUUAAAGUUUGAAUAAUAGUUUUAAUAAAGUUAAAAAGAAGUAGAGAAUUAAUAAUUGUUGA
Molecule: messenger RNA, 2296 nt
Organism: Paramecium primaurelia
Lineage: Eukaryota; Ciliophora; Oligohymenophorea; Peniculida; Parameciidae
Source: the annotation of a GenBank genome assembly